AUGCCGCCCCUCAAAGAAACGACCGCAUCUCUCCCACACACCCAUUCUCCCACCCACUCCCACUCCUCCUCUUCCUCCGCCGGCUCCGCCUCACUUUCUCCUCCGCCCGAAGACACGUCCAUGUUUUUAAGCGGACAACGAGGUUUUUUGAGAAGAAUUGAAGAUGAGGAUGACGAUGAUGAUGACGAAGAAGGAGAAGGAGGAGGAGAAGAAGAAGGAAAAGAGGGAUCAGAAUCAGAGAUCGAUCAAAACAACGAAGAAAAUGGAAUUGAAGCGGAAGUCGAAAUGGGAACCGAAAGCGAAAUCGAAGCCGAAGUCGAAGUCGAGAUUAAUGACGAAGAAAUCCAACAUAGGCUUCAACAUGACGCUGCUGCUGCCGAAGAAGAAGAACAACAACAAUACGCCAAAGCCAACACUCUCUCCCCUCCCACCCGCACUCUCCUCCCCUCACCCAAGAAACACAUCGCCCACAUGCCCAUGCCCAUGCCCCGCACCCGCCAACAAAUGCGUGCCCUAUCCGCCGCCCGCAAAACCAACACCAUGCACCAAAGCACCUCAUCCACGCAUUGCGAAGCAGCUGCAGACACUACACCACUUGUGAAAUAUUUUGCCGUGGGCGCCGAUAUGUCUACGCCAUUUAUGGAAAGCGUGUGUGCGGACGCGCGUAUUUUGGCGAUUGGUCGGUUGGAUGGGUGGAUGUUUUGUGUGGAUGGGGGGGUGCAGGGGGUGUGUUGUUAUCGGAAUGUUUUGCCGUGGGAUGUGAAGAUGGAGGGAGAGGGAGAGGGAGAGGGUGAGCAAGAAGAGGAAGAAGAAGAAGAGUAUAAUACGAGAGGAAAGGUGGUUUAUGGAGUACUGUGGGAGGUGCACGAGAGUACGAUAUAUAAGUUAUUGAAUUGGGAGAAGAAGGAAAAAGAUGCAAAGUUGGAUAUGGCACGCGUGGAGAUUAUGAAAUUGGAAUGUGAGAAUGAGUUUAGGUCGUUUGGUAUGGGGUGGGGGUUGAACAGGAAGUUGAGGGCGGUGGGGGUGGAGCCUGAUGUGGUCGUUUUUACGGGGACGCCGGGAGGAUGGGGCCUCGGGGAUGGGUAUAAUUGGGAUGUUAAUCAUGGGAUUGCGGAGGGCUGUAUGAGGGGAAUCCCGGAUGAGUGGGUGAAUAGUGAUGUGAGGUGGUGGGUUCAAUAUCCUCAUCCUGUACACCCGAUGAACCUCAAAUAG
Molecule: messenger RNA, 1212 nt
Organism: Sclerotinia borealis F-4128
Lineage: Eukaryota; Fungi; Ascomycota; Leotiomycetes; Helotiales; Sclerotiniaceae
Source: the annotation of a GenBank genome assembly